CUAACCAAUGUCGUCUGGCCUUUCAAGGUGGCUGACGCCUCUACAAGAAUUGGUUUCACGCAUCAAUGAAAAGUAUGGUGACUUCUUUCGGAUGAUGGGUUGUGCUGGAGAAGUUGCUCUUUCAUCAGAACAGGGGGAAAAUAACUUUGAUAAAUAUGGCAUUCAGAUCAAGGUGAAAUUCCGUUCAAAAGACAGCCUCCACGUCUUGACUCCAUUCCAUCAGAGUGGUGGAGAACGGAGUGUAUCCACCAUGUUGUACCUAAUGGCACUGCAAGAACUUACUAAAUGCCCAUUUCGGGUGGUGGAUGAGAUCAACCAGGUACUGUCAACAACAUUAAGCUCUUAAUGACUGGUCUUAAGGGAAACAGUGCUUCCCCAAGACACUAAAAUAAUGCUCCCUGAGGCGAGGGCAGCAUUGAGGAUUGAAGGGAAACGAAACUCACUGUUUCUUGUGGGGCCAGUCAUUAAGUGAUUGUUAUACUUUAAACAUGAAACAAAUUGCAAAAAAUUAUCUGCUUGACUGCAGCUGCUACACAAAUUUCUGGCUGUUUCAAGGUGCACCACCUGAUCGCCUGCAGUCGAAAGUUCAAGUUGUUGUUUCCCUAGGGAGUUAGUGCGUUUUGACCAAUGAUAGUGACACAUUCUCCUCCAAUCAGAAAACAUAUUUGAUUUGGGAGGUGUAAAUAAUAUAAUUGUCCAUCGACCUCCCAGUAGUACAUGAUUGUGUACUCCAGUAAAAUCAAGAACACCAAGUAUCUUGAAUUCUUUAGUAAUUACAUCAAUGGAUUCCUGAAGGUAACAGGGUUGAGCCAUGAUACUCAUUGUUGAAAGGUUGCCUUUUUAAAACCAGGGGGUAAUUUAUAUGUAUAGCUUACCAACUGGUUAUUCACAUGUAGAUACUUCAAACAUUUGUAAUACAAAUGUAGUUAAUUAAGCUAUAGGUCCAUCAGGCUGCACAACGAAGCCCUCCCUCAAGGUAUUGGUGUCUAGCUCAAACUUUCUUUUAACCUUUU
This is a messenger RNA of Orbicella faveolata, 1013 nucleotides long. RefSeq names its product structural maintenance of chromosomes protein 5-like. The record is from RefSeq and is a predicted model, not a curated record. Gene Ontology annotation, cellular component: Smc5-Smc6 complex; nucleus. Gene Ontology annotation, molecular function: ATP hydrolysis activity; single-stranded DNA binding. NCBI's taxonomy places the organism in Eukaryota, Metazoa, Cnidaria, Anthozoa, Scleractinia, Merulinidae. Gene Ontology annotation, biological process: double-strand break repair via homologous recombination.